AUCUGACCCAGCUACGCGUCCGCCAUGCCCGUAACGACUGUGUCCAUUAGCAAGCACACCACUGCGUCUCUUCCCCGGCCUCAUGUGCUGUACAUUGUAGAUGUGAAGGAGGGAAACAGGAGCUAUGCGGUUACCAGACGUUACUCAGAGUUCGUAGCGUUACACAGUCAGCUGGGUGACCCAUUUACGCUUCCUCCCAAGCGUCUCCUGGUUACCACUUUCUUGCCCUCUGCAUGGGUGGAUGACCAGCUUAUCGCCGAGCGCAAGGCCGGGCUCGCAAAGUACCUGGCUGACCUGCUGUCGGAAGAGUCAUUUCGAUCGGACCCAGCGUUGCUGAACUUCCUGUCAGCCACCGGGUCCGGGAGUACAAGAGCCUUCGAUCUCGAGGAUGCCCUCCCAUCCACCUUGCCUCGCAAAGCUGCCAUGGUUCUACUCGGAAACGUCGAAGCUAAAGCGACUACCCCCAUUGCUGCCGCUUACUACCCGGACUGGGUGGGUGACAGCAACCCGCCAGAGAAUCUCGACUACUCCAAGUUCGACAUUCUCUUGUUUGCCUUUGCGACCCCCAACUCGUCCUCGACUAUUUCAUGGGACAGUGGUGCCACGAGCCUCUUGAAACGUCUCGUGUCAGCCGCCAACAACAGUGGUCAUGGAACGAAAGUAGUGCUCUCCAUCGGAGGGUGGGGUGGCAGCUACUGGUUCUCCAACGCGAUGAGCUCUUCAUCGAACAGGACCUCGUUCGUCAAUGCUUGCGUGAGCGCGGUCAACACGUAUGGUCUGGCUGGAAUCGACAUUGAUUGGGAAUAUCCCAACGAAUCCGGCGCCGGGAACCCCUACUCCGCGUCGGAUGCAGCAAACCUGCUCAGUUUCUUCCAACAGCUCCGCUCCUCGCUCGGUUCGUCCAAGAUCAUCUCUGCGGCUGUCACCCAGCAGCCCUGGAUCGGCUCGAACGGGAGUCCGCUCAGUAACGUGAGCGCGUACGCGUCGGUCAUGACCUACGUCAACAUCAUGAAUUACGACGUUUUCGGCGCGUCAUCCAACCCAGGCCCCAACGCGCCCCUCGGGAACCUCUGCAGUACCUCCUCCCAGCCCCAAGCCUCGGCUGAGGCCGCGUUCUCGGCGUGGACGAAGGCAGGCAUGCCCGCGAGCAAGCUCCUGCUCGGGCUCCCGCUGUACGGGUACGUAUCGAAGAGCACCGCGACCCACCUCUACGGCACGUACAAGCGCCCGGGCAAAUCCAUCAUGCGCCCGUCAGAAGAGGAAGAGGGGGAGGUGAAGUUGAACGCCCUUGCCGGAGAGCACGCAAGGUACAAGGGGAAGAAUAGGGCGAAGGAGCCCAUGGUGUCGGCCAAGGCUGCGGGUGACCUGAGCUCGUAUUACGGGCAGCAGAUCGCGUUCAACCAGAUUGUGGCCCUUGGUGCGUUACAGAAACAGUCGAACGGGACGUACACUGGCGCAAAUGGGUAUACUAUGGGAUGGGACGACUGCAGCGAUACUCCGUUCUUGUUCAAUACGUCGCGCUCUACCGUGGUCACCUAUGACGAUACGUACUCCCUUGGCGACAAAGCUGCGUACGCGAAGCAGCAGGGGAUGGCGGGCUGCUUCACAUGGUCGCUCGACCAGGACGAUGGGUAUACCUUGCAGAACGUUAUCCGGUCCAAUCUGGGGAAGUAG
Messenger RNA from Gloeophyllum trabeum ATCC 11539, 1674 nucleotides. RefSeq names its product glycoside hydrolase family 18 protein. Gene Ontology annotation, cellular component: extracellular region. NCBI's taxonomy places the organism in Eukaryota, Fungi, Basidiomycota, Agaricomycetes, Gloeophyllales, Gloeophyllaceae. The coding region runs from base 25 to 1674 and encodes 549 amino acids. The transcript is spliced from 10 exons. The record is from RefSeq and is a predicted model, not a curated record. Gene Ontology annotation, molecular function: chitinase activity; phosphatidylinositol binding; chitin binding. Gene Ontology annotation, biological process: carbohydrate metabolic process; chitin catabolic process.